Messenger RNA from Egretta garzetta (little egret), 8226 nucleotides. RefSeq names its product thyroglobulin (gene TG). Gene Ontology annotation, biological process: thyroid hormone generation. Lineage: Eukaryota; Metazoa; Chordata; Aves; Pelecaniformes; Ardeidae. The transcript has 48 exons. The record is from RefSeq and is a predicted model, not a curated record.
AUGGCGGUCUCCCAUCGCAAGAUGGGCUCCGUCCCAUUUUGCACCCUUCUUUGCUGCUUUAUUAGCAUGGCAGCAGCCAAUAUAUUCGAGUACCAGACAGAUUCCCAACCAUUACGCCCAUGCGAACUUCAGAGGGAAAAAGCUUUUUCAGGAGGAGAAACCUACGUUCCUCAGUGCUCAGAAGAUGGCCAGUUCAGUGGCAGCAAACAGAAUGGAUAUCCCGUAGCUUGCUUAUCCUUUUGCCAGCUGCAAAAGCAGAGGAUCUUGGUGAGUCGCUACAUCAACAGCAGCAGCAGCUCCUACAUCCCUCAGUGCCUGGAUUCAGGGGCAUUUGAUGCGGUGCAGUGCGACACGGAGCUGCGUCAGUGCUGGUGUGUAGAUCCAGAAGGAAUGGAGAUCUAUGGUACCAGGCAGAGAGGAAAGCCAACACGGUGUCCGGGGAACUGUGAGAUCCGAGACCGUCGCAUUCUUCAUGGGUUUGGGGAGAAGAGCCCACCACAGUGCUCAGCAGAUGGAGAGUUUCUGCCUGUCCAGUGCAAGUUUGUCAACACUACUGACAUGAUGGUUUUCGAUCUCAUUCAUAGUUACAACAGGCUCCCGGAGGCUUUCCAAACAUUCAGCUCCUUGCGGGAGAUGUUCCCGGAGGUCUCUGGGUACUGUUACUGCGUGGACAGCCUGGGGAGAGAGUUAGCAGACACUGGCUUGGAACUGCUGCUCGGUGAAGUUUAUGAUACAAUUUUCUCUGCGCUGGAGCCUGCCCGCAUGUUCACGGAGACCAGCAUAUAUCGGAUCCUGCAGAGGCGGUUUCUGGGGGUUCAGCUAGCUACCUCUGGCAAGUUCAGGUGCCCCUCCAAGUGUGAGGUUGAGAGGUACGCAGCCCUGCGCUACCAGCACGCCUACGUGCCAUCUUGUGGUACCGAUGGGGGCUACACGCCACUGCAGUGUCAGCAGGGAGGCCAGUGCUGGUGUGUAGACACCAAAGGGCAAGAGGUCCAGGGCACAAAGAGACGAGGACAGCCACCAGCCUGUGGUGAAGAACAAGUGUGCAUCUCUGAGAGACGACGGGCCUUGUCAAGGAUCUUUUAUGGCCCUGCUGGGUACAUCGGUCAGCCCAAUUUGUUUUCCAUGCCAGAUAUGCAGUUGGAAAAAAUAGCUGGCUUCUCAAGACCCUGCCCUCCCUUCUUCAAGGAGCUGUUUCUGGACUCCGGAUUGUCAUCUGCAGUUGCACAAAGCCAGAUUCCUGGGCUAGAAACCACCCUUAGUGAAGCCAUCACGGGGAUGUUCCCAUCAAGGGAACUGGCCCAAGUGGCCCUGCAGUUUACUGCCAAUCCAAAGCGUUUCCAAGAAAACCUCUUUGGAGGAAAGUUCUUGAAGAAUUUGAUCCAGUUUAACUUCACGGGGGCACUUGGCACUAGUGGGAAAUACAGAAUUGGCCAAUUUUUUUCACAGGAGGAUGUGGCAGAGAGAGAUAACGAACAAGACCUUCUGGAAUCAGCUGAGGCAUUUUCAUUGGAGGUAUCAAAGGGGAGCUCCAUAUUGAGUAAACCUCUUGUAGGCAGCUUUGGCCGCACAGUAACUCUACAGGACAAUCAGAAUAUGAUGAAAUUCCUUUCCUCUGUUCUGGAACUACCAGAGUUCUUUACUUUUCUUCAGCAAGUGAUUUCUGUCCCCAAAAGCAUUGCUGAAGAUUUAGGUGAAGUGGUAAAACUAGCACUGGGAUCCAAAGACUGUGGUGAGGAGCCAAAGGACCUGUUUGUUCCAACAUGCACCAAGGAGGGGAGGUAUGAGGAAGUUCAGUGCUAUGCAGGAGAGUGCUGGUGUUCGGACACUUCAGGUAAGGAAGUUCCAGACUCAAGAGUUCAAGGCAAACGUCCAAGGUGUCCCACUGAUUGCGAGAAGCAAAGGAGAAACCUGCAAAACUUGAAGAAAAGCCUGCCUGCAGGAUCAGACCUUUUUAUUCCCUCUUGUACCGAGGAUGGAGACUUUCUGCCACUCCAGUGUUAUGGGACGAAUUGCUUCUGUGUUGAUUUGAAUGGCAAGACUAUUCCAGGAAUAAGGGGAGAAGCUGGAAAGCCGAUGCAGUGCCCAAGCGCUUGCCAAGUAACAGCUGGUCAGGAGUUUCUGAAGGCUGUGAAACUCCUGUUGUCAGCUCCAAGUGCUCCAUCGCAGCUCUCCAGCGUUCACCUCCCGCAGUGCGAUGCUGAGGGUGCCUGGAGGCAGGUGCAGUGCAGCGGCCCUUCCGAGCAAGCCUUGGAGUGGUACGAAAGGUGGAUCGCGGAGAACAAUGAAGGCAAAACCCUGCCCGUUGCUAAUCUGUUUAACGUCAUAACGGGAUAUAAAGAGGCAUCUUCCAAAGGCUUUUCAGCUUUUGUUAAAGCCUUGUAUGAGGCUGGGCAUCAGAAUGUCUUCCCAGUAUUUACCACGUAUUCUUCCUUCACUGAUCUCCCACCUGAAGUGCUGGAAGGAAACGUGACCUAUGCAUCCGAGAACAUUUUACUGGAUCCAUAUACGUUCUGGCAGCUUCUGAAUGAGCAGCUGACCUAUUACCCAGGACCCUAUACUGAUUUCAGCGCUCCAUUAAGCCACUUUGAGCUUCGUGAUUGUUGGUGUGUUGAUAGCAAAGGAGAGGAACUGCAAGGAACAAAGGUAGAAGCGAACCAGGUCCCAGCAUGUCCUGGUAUAUGUGAAGUUGUUAAGCAGAAAGCCAUGAAAUUUAUGGAGGAGGCAGAGCAGCUCAUCCUAGCAUCAAAUAGUUCCCACUUCCCUUUUGGAGAAAGCUUCUUGAUGGCAAAGGGAAUACAGCUCACAGACAACGACCUCCUACGUUCUGCUCAGCCCUACGAGGCAGAGGUGGUGGUCUCUGAAAAGCUGUUAUCGGGCAGUGACUAUGCUCUCCAGCUGGCUGCACAGUCAGUCUUGCAUUUCUACUGGCAGAGUCACUUUACCUCAAAACAUUCUGCUGGGGAAGCAACUCAGCUGGGAUUUCUCCCUUACAUCCCACAGUGUGAUGGGCUGGGAAACUGGGAGCCAACUCAGUGUUAUGAGAGCACAGGUCAUUGUUGGUGCGUGGAUGAGAGAGGACGUUAUGUCGUGGAUUCCUUGGUCUCACGCUCAGCAGAACUUCCCAAAUGCCAGACAUCAUGCCAGCGAUCUCGAACCAAUGCCUUAAUUUCCAGCUGGAGACAGAGCGGUUAAAAGCUGGACAUCUCUACAGCUGAUCUGUUCAUCCCCUACUGCCUUGAGACAGGAGAAUACGCUGUGCUACAGAGAUCCAACACGGAUAUUUGGUGUGUAGACCCUGUGUCAGGAGAAUUGUUUCAGCGUGGCAGCCAAGACUUGGAUGGCAAUCCUGAGUGUCCUAGUUUCUGUAAUAUGCUGAAGUCUAAAACUGGUUUACGAGAAGCUGGCAAAGGCUACAUCCCAGAGUGUGAAGGGGACAACGGGACUUUCUCGCCCGUGCAGUGCAGCCAGGAUCAAGAGAGCUGCUGGUGUGUCUUUGAGAAUGGAGAAGAGGUGCCAGGGACACGAGUAAGCGGAGGAAGACCUGUGUGUGCAAGUCCGCAAUGUGCUCUGCCAUUCGGUGCCUCAUCUGUUCUCAACGGAGCUGUGUUUUGUGAAAACAUUCCUGGGCAAGCUUCAAGCAUUCAGCAGUGCCGGCUGGUGUGUCGCCAGGGCUUCCACAGCUCCUCUUCCAGCACGUCGUUUCAGUGUGAUGGGCAGCAGCGUCGAUGGCUCCAAUUACUUCAGACAGUCCAAGCUCAAACACGCUUCCAACUACUACUGCCUCCUGAGAAGACUUGUAGUUCUGACUACUCUGGAUUACUCCAGGCAUUCCAGAUAUUUAUUUUAGAUGAGUUGAAGGCUCGUGGUUUGUGUCACCUCCAGGUAAAUGUGUUUGGAAAUACCAUCUCGGUUUCUGUCUGUGAUGAUUCCACUGUCGAUGUCGAGUGCCUGGGCCUGGACCGCCUGGGGGUGAACGUCACGUGGAGGACUCAGCUUGAGAACAUCCCAGCAGCUUCUCUCCCUGACUUACAUGAUAUUGAAAAUGCAAUUGUUGGAGAAAACCUCAUUGGAGCAUUUAUAAAAGAGAUUAAGGAUGGUGGUUUUCUGCUGCAUUUAGACUCCAAGCAAUUCCUAGGAGAUUCUUUCAUUGAUUUUCCCCGGGAUGAAGAGUUUGAUCUGUCUCCGAGUGUGCAGCUAGGAUGCAGAAGCGGGUUUCGAAGAAUUUCAUCUCCUGGGAAAGCAGUCCCAAAUUCACAAGGAUGUGUUGUUUGUCCUCCGGGCAGUCAUUUCCAGAAGGAUGAAUGCAUUCCCUGCCCUUUUGGCUACUAUCAGCAUCAGACAGGACGUUCUUCUUGCAUCAAGUGUCCUGUGGGCAAAACUACCAACUCCUAUGGGGCAUUCAGUGCUGAUCACUGUAUCACAUACUGUCAAAGCAAUGAGCAGGGUCUGCAGUGUGAUGAAGAUGGCCAGUAUAGACCUUCCCAGCAAGACCCUGACACUAAGAAAUCCUUCUGUGUCGAUAGCUUUGGAGCAGCAUUGGAGUGGACUAAAGCAGACGAUCUCCUUACAGACUACCAGUGCCUAGUGCUCAGAAAAUUUGAGAGGGUUCCUGCCUCCAGACUGAUUUAUGGGUCAGAAGAAGCUCAGAUUCUCCAGUCUCAGACAUUUGGGGGAGACCUGCAAAGUCCAGCUUUUCAGUGCAUUUCAGGCUGUGAGAGGGAAGAUGCGUGUGGCUUUGCCACUGUAACUCCUGCUGGUGCUGAAGUUCUGUGUGAAUUAUACAGUGUUGCUGAAGACAACUUCAACUGCACCACCUCUGGUUUGGUGCAAGGUGUUUUGGGGAACCCUGCUGCCACCAGCAUCAGUCGUCUCAGCUGCCUGCUUCACGUCAGAAAUCCAGAGGGAGAUGCAGUGAUGGUCUAUUUGAAGAGAGGACCAGACUUUAACUCAUCUGGACUCAAGACCUUUGAAAGGACCAGCUUUCAGAAUGUGCUUUCUGGCGUGUAUCGCUCCGUGGUGCUCUCAGCAGCUAGCACAUCUCUGACUGAUGCUCAGCUCUUCUGCCGGCAGACUUGCAGCAGGGACUCUUGCUGUGAUGGCUUCAUCUUGAGUCAGAUUGUGCUGGAUGGAGGUACCAUUUUGUGUAGUCUGAUGAGCGACCCAGAUGUGCUGAUCUGCAGUGCAAAUGGCUGGAGUUCAACACCGACAUCUGGCAUAGGUGGGAUAUGUAAAGGUGUGAGCUAUGACGAACAAGAGAAGAUGUUUUCCUUCACCCUUGGAGGACAAGUAUUCAGUGGAACUUCUGAGUUGGCAGAAGAGGCAGAAAGAAAUUUUACUACCUUUCAGCAAGUUUAUCUGUGGAGAGGCUCCGAUAUGGUUACCCAAACUAAAACCUCAGAGUGUGAUGCUACUGCUUUGAAGACAGAGAAUGAUCUAACACUAUCAGGUUCCACAAAGGAUCUUUUCUACCUAAUGGACAACAGCCGGAUACAAAGUGACCAGAAUUAUUCUCUCCCUUACCAGCAGUAUUGGGUCUUCAAGCAGAAGUACUCAGCAGAUGAAGCGGUGCUUUGGUGUCUCACACGUUGUGCACAAGAAGAUGAGUUUUGUCGAAUGGCAGAUCUUCAAAACACUACAGACAAAUACUUUGUGUGUACCCUCUAUCCAGAAGCACAGAUUUGUGAUGGCAGCAUCGAUCAAAUACCAGAAAACUGUCAAAUUGUUCUGCCUUGGCAACCACAGACAUUGUAUCAUAAAAUAGUCACUCUAAAGAGUUCUGUGAAGAGCUUCUACAUGCGUGUACCAUUCCAGAAAGUAACAGGGAUCUCAGUGAGGAAUAAGACUGACAUGAGCAGGAAAGCUGUUUCAGAUGGCUUCUUUGAGUGUGAGCGUUGGUGUGAUGCUGACCCCUGUUGCACGGGAUUUGGCUUUUUUAAUGACUCCCAGCUAUCAGGUGGAAAGAUCGUGUGCCUGACUCUGAACAGCCUAGGAAUCCAGAUGUGUGCUGAGGAAACAAGAAGCGCUUGGCAAGUUUCAGAUUGUAGUUCACCAGAUGCCGAAGUCAGAAUACACCCGUUUGGCUGGUAUCAAAAACCUGCUGACUUGAAGAACACCGUGCCUAACCUGUGUCCACCUGUUAGUUUACCUCUCAGGCCAGAAAGUGAGUAUUUGGAUAUAUGGCAACCCUUAAAUGUAUCCUCUGUUCUCAUGGAUUCGUCCAUCUCAAACUUUGAAGUUGUGCAAGUUAGUAGAGAUAUAUCCAAUGACUUCUCCACUACCAGAGACUUUUGUCUAUCCGCUUGUUCAAAGAACCAGUCAUGUACAGUGGUUACACUGGAAAUCCAGCCUUCAGCAGUAAGAUGCCUUUUCUACCCUGAUACACUGAUAUGCACACAUGGCCUGCAAGGGCACAGCUGCCGGGUUUUACUCAAAGAGCCAGCUACGUUUAUCUAUAGGAGACAAGCUCCUCCAAUAGAUUUAUUCCGUUCCAUUUCUGAAUCGGAUUUAACUCCAUCUGUUUACAUCCCGUCUCAUGGAGAUCUGAUGGGCAAAUCCCAGGUGAUCCGCAUUGGCUCAGAGUGGAGAAACAUCAGCCAGUUCCUGGGGAUCCCGUAUGCUGCACCACCUCUUGCAGAGAGGCGCUUCAGUCCUCCAGAGACGUUUGCUUGGGUGGAAACCUGGAAUGCUACCGUGGCUCGGGCAGCUUGUUGGCAGCCAGGAGAUGGAGAGGCCCCGUCGCACUCUGUCAGCGAAGACUGCCUAUAUCUGAACGUCUUUGUUCCUGCCACCACUGUCAAAAACAUGUCAGUGUUGCUGUUCUUCCACAAUGGAGGGAGCUACGAUGCUGAGACAGGAAAGCCAACCAUAGAUGGAUCAUACCUGGCUGCCAUCAGUAACAUCAUUGUCGUGACAGCAAACUACCGGGUUGGUGUUUUUGGCUUCUUUACUACUGGUUCUCCUGAGGCGAGAGGAAACGCUGGCCUUUUGGAUCAAUUGGCUGUUUUGAAGUGGGUGCAGCAGAACAUUGCUAGUUUUGGAGGAGACCCAAGCCAGGUUUCUUUAGGAGCUGACCGUGGUGGGGCCGAUGUUACCAGCAUUCACCUGCUCACAGAGGCAGUGGAUAUGGACCUCUUCAGGAGGGUGGUGUUGAUGGGAGGUUCAGCUUUUUCUCCAGCAUCCGUUAUUACUAAGAGGAGAGUGCAGACCCAAGCAGCAGUCCUGGCUGAAGAUGUGGGAUGCUCUUCAUCCACCAGUGAGGAAAUUGUAGCCUGCCUCCGCCAGUUGCCUGCUCGGGUCCUCAAUGAUGCUCAGACUAAGCUCCUAGCUAUAAGCGGUCCAUUCCAGUACUGGGGUCCAGUGAUGGAUGGAAUUUACCUUCGGGAACCUUUAGCUAAAGCCCUGCAGCGCCCUCAACUUCGCAAAGUAGAUCUGCUCAUUGGAAGUGCUCAGCAAGAUGGGUUGAUCAGCAGAGCUAAGGCAAUUAAGAAAUUUGAAGAAAGCCAAGGAAGAGCCAACAGCAAAACAGCCUUUUAUCAGGCACUGCAAAAUUCUCUAGGAGGAGAAGACUCCAACACGUUCAUUGAAGAUGCAGCUACAUGGUAUUAUUCCCUUGAACACUCAACUGAUGAUUAUUCGUCUUUUUCCAGGGCUUUGGAAAAUGCCACCCGUGACCAGUUUAUCACAUGUCCCAUCAUAAACAUGGCCAGUCACUGGGCUGCUGCCUCCAGAGGAAAUGUCUUCAUGUACCAUGUACCUGAGAGGUCCUCACAGAGCAGUUCAGGUCAGGAGCUCUUGCUGGAUGUUCAGUAUGCAUUUGGACUGCCAUUCUACCCUAAGUAUGAAAAACAAUUUACUCUGGAAGAAAAGAGCCUUUCCUUGAAAAUUAUGCAAUAUAUCUCUAAUUUUGUAAACUCGGGAAAUCCAAACUAUCCUCAUAGUUUCUCAAGAAGAAUGUCUGGGGUGAUACCCCACUGGCCUAUGUAUCUGCCAAAUGAUGAUGGUGAUAACUACAAGGAGUUCACUGUUUCCUUGCCAACUCUUAAAGGAUUGAAAAAAGCAGACUGUUCCUUUUGGUCUGAUUAUAUCAGAAGACUGAAAGCAUCCACCGGAAGUGCAAGUAAUGGAGAGCCAUCUGCAGAAAACAGCCCUAGUGAAGCUCCCAGUGAAGGACUUGCCUCCCAGGAGAGCCAGCCACUGGGAGACAAGGUGGCUUACAGCAGAUAG